UCCGUGCUGGUGCGCCUGAUCCCGGCUCCCCGUGGCACUGGGAUCGUGUCUGCCCCUGUCCCCAAGAAGCUGCUGAUGAUGGCCGGCAUCGAUGACUGCUACACGUCAGCGCGGGGCUGCACGGCCACCCUUGGCAACUUCGCUAAAGCCACCUUCGAUGCCAUCUCCAAAACCUACAGCUACCUGACUCCUGACCUCUGGAAAGAGACUGUCUUCACCAAGUCUCCCUACCAGGAGUUCACUGAUCAUCUGGCCAAGACCCACACCAGAGUGUCAGUGCAGAGGACCCAGGCAGCCGCUGUGGCCACCACCUAAGGGCUUUUGUAGGACAAUAAAGAGAUCAGAGAACCAGGAA
Zonotrichia albicollis (white-throated sparrow) is the source of this 355-nucleotide messenger RNA. The record is from RefSeq and is a predicted model, not a curated record. NCBI's taxonomy places the organism in Eukaryota, Metazoa, Chordata, Aves, Passeriformes, Passerellidae.